Messenger RNA from Arthroderma uncinatum, 693 nucleotides. RefSeq lists its product as uncharacterized. The record is from RefSeq and is a predicted model, not a curated record. The transcript is spliced from 2 exons. Gene Ontology annotation, biological process: chromosome segregation. Bases 1 to 693 code for a protein of 230 amino acids. Gene Ontology annotation, cellular component: MIS12/MIND type complex. Lineage: Eukaryota; Fungi; Ascomycota; Eurotiomycetes; Onygenales; Arthrodermataceae.
AUGGCAUCUACACCCGCCUCUGAUCCUACGAACACAGCCCGUCGAGACGGAAACCAAGAUGACUCGCCUUCCCCGCCACCAGCAGCGCCCGUCCCGCUAACUCCUGGCCCACGCGCAUCGCGACUCCAGCAAGUCUUCUCCCAGGCGUUACUACACACGAUCCGGACGAACUCCUACGCAAACUUUUCAUCCUGUUUCCCGACACCUGCGAAACAUGUUCCGCGCAGCUUGGAGUCGGUAUGGAGACAGUUGAAUGCCAAGCUGGAAGAGAGCGCGAAGGCAGAGUUCGAUGAUAUCCUUCACGAAAGAGGGGUGGUGAGGGGGUUGAACGAGCUUGACAGGCUCGUUGGAGAAGCUAAGCAUCGGAGGGAGAAUGGCGAGGGAGCUAAUAGUGUGCCUGCCCAUACUCUCACGGCAAAAGAGCUAUACCAGGCGCAUCUGACGCCAAUUCUUGCAAAAGCGCAAUCAUCUCUUGAUUCGCAGACAGAAGAGGUCCAGAGAAAGAAUAUUCAGCUUGCGUCAAAGGUUGAAUCUCAAAAACAAGAGAUCCAGCAGCUACUGGCUAGCCUUGAAGCUGUAGUUGGAGAUAUUGAGGGUGCAGUUGAGUCAAUGCGCGAAUUCGAUGCCGACGAUGUACUACGAAAAGAAGCAGAACAAAUGGAUGAAGAGAUUAGGCCUUCGCGACCUUCGUGA